AUGUCGACCGACGACCAUCAAAGUUCUGCUACAGUAUCAACCAUCGACCAUCAAAGUUCUGCUACAGUGGUCAGUGUUGACCAGCCUAUCGUAUCCCCGCUCCAGUACCAGAAUGAACAAGCGACCAGCAGUGUCAACGUACGUACACAAGUCAGACCUUACACACAAUAUCUUGAACUAUUGCAUUUGAUAGUCUUGAUGGGGGUUGAACAAAUCUUGCCCAUUGACCUGAUUGGAAAAACGUCAAGUUUUGUCAAGAAGAAAUCCAUUCUUGACGUGGCUUGUACAUCCAGUGACACCAUCCAUGUCAACAAUGACACCAUCCAUGUCAACAGUGACACCAUCCAUGUCAACAGUGACACCACCCAUGUCAACAGUGACAACACCCAUGUCAACAGUGACACCAUCCAUGUCAACAGUGACACCAUCCAUGUCAACAGUGACACCACCCAUGUCAACAGUGACACCAUUCAUGUCAACAGUGACACCAUCCAUGUCAACAGUGACAACACCCAUGUCAACAGUGACACCAUUCAUGUCAACAGUGACACCAUCCAUGUCAACAGUGACACCAUCCAUGUCAACAGUGACAACACCCAUGUCAACAGUGACACCACCCAUGUCAAAAGUGACACCAUUCAUGUCAACAGUGACACCUCCCAUGUUGUGACACCACCCAUGUUUGACACCAUCCAUGUCAACAGUGACACCAUCCAUGUCUACAGUGACACCACCCAUGUCAACAGUGACACCACCCAUGUCAACAGUGACACCACCCAUGUCAACAGUGACACCACCCAUGUCAACAGUGAUACCACCCAUGUCAACAGUGACACCACCCAUGUCAACAGUGACACCAUCCAUGUCAACAGUGACACCAUCCAUGUCAACAGUGACACCAUCCAUGUCAACAGUGAUACCACCCAUGUCAACAGUGACACCACCCAUGUCAACAGUGACACCUUCCAUGUCAACAGUGAUACCACCCAUGUCAACAGUGACACCACCCAUGUCAACAGUGACACCACCCAUGUCAACAGUGACACCAUCCAUGUCAACAGUGACACCAUCCAUGUCAACAGUGACACCAUCCAUGUCAACAGUGACACCUCCCAUGUUGUGACACCACCCAUGUUGUGA
Molecule: messenger RNA, 1140 nt
Organism: Physella acuta
Lineage: Eukaryota; Metazoa; Mollusca; Gastropoda; Physidae
Product: putative membrane protein DDB_G0293934
Source: RefSeq, a predicted model, not a curated record